GCUCGGUUUGUCUCCUCCAUGAUGGCGGGAAGCCGGAGCAACUCAGGGCUAUGAAGCCGGCAGACAGAGUGCUGAGGUUGAGACCUCUAAGAUUUUCCUCAGACACUUGCCGUGUGAUGUGAAGGCCUGAUAAUGGCAUACAGUGACAGUAGAGAAAGUUUGGAUAUAGAACGUGGGAUGGAUGAUGUGAGCUUGGCUGCUGGUAGAAGCCAGCGUGAGAAAAAGCGUUCAUAUAAAGACCUACUUCGUGAGGAAGAGGAGAUUGCAGAGCAAGUCCGCAAGUCUUCAAAAAAGAGAUCUAAGGAGACAGACUUAUUGGUUGUGGGGACUGAGUCGCAUAAGAAGAAAAAGAAGCAUUCUUCAGAUGAUGCUUAUUACCCAGAAUUAUCUCCAUCAGAUAUGAAGAAGAAAAAGAAACACCUUCCAAGCUCAUCAUCCCCUACCUCAGAUACAGCUAUGGACUUGCUUAAUUCCAUUUCUUCUCCAAUAAUUACUUCAAGCAAAGCAUCCUCCAAGAAAACAGAGAAAACACUGGCAGCACCCUUAAAUUUACAGUCUCCUACACAAAUGCCCCGUAAAGAGCAUCGAAAAAAAGAAGACACCGCUGAGGACCUCUCACACAAAUCUAAAAAACCUAAACCUCUUACGCUUCGUGAACCAGAUGGCUUAAGGAUGAAGCUUAUUCUUUCUCCCACGGAGAAAACAAGUGAACGUGUGUUCCCCCCACUAGAGGGUCCAGUUCUUAAUGAUGGCACAUCUCCCAAGAAGGGCAGCAAGAAGUCCUCCAAGGAGGAAAUGGAGAGGAGCAGCCAUAAGAAACACCGAAAAGAAAGCCAUGCACCCCGUCCGUGUCGAACACCGGAUUCAGCUUCAUCGUCUGAAGGGGAGAUGGAAGCUGGGGAGUUGGUGAUUGAUGAUUCAUUUCGGGAGUUGAAAAAGAAAAAGAAAUCAAAAAAGAGCAAAAAGAAAAAGGAUAAACACAAAGAGGAAAGGCACAAGAAACAUAGUAAAAGCAAGAGAGAGCAUGGGUCGGAGAGCAGCCUAACAUCCAUUCCAACUCCUGUGCUUUCUUCACCACCAGCUUCCAUCACUGCUGUAUCUCCUCCUCCAACUCCACAGAUACCCCAGUUACCUGCACAGCCACCAGCACCUACACUGAUAGCAUCACCUGUUAGCUCACAUCUUGAGGGCACAUCCGAUAAGAAAAAGAAGAAAGAUGAGACAGAAAAGCCUAAGAAGAAAAAUAUGUCUGCAUAUCAAGUUUUCUCUAAAGAAUACAGAGGCAGCAUUAUAGCAGAACAUCCAGGAAUUGAUUUCGGGGAACUUAGUAAGAAAUUGGCUGAAGUAUGGAAACAACUACCAGAGAAAGACAAACUUGUUUGGAAGCAGAAAGCUCAGUAUCUCCAGCACAAACAGAACAAAGCUGAGGCCACGACUGUGAAACGGAAAUCAAGUCCUUCAGAGUCCUCUUCAAAGACGAAAGGAUCCUCCUCUGGACUGUCAUCGCCACACAAAAAGUCCCCUAGUAGUCUUGUUUCCUUCUCGUCUUCUCCAGCAAAAGUCCCCGAUACUGAGCCCAUUGACGCAGCAGCCCAUCUUCAGCUCUUGGGGGAGUCUUUGAGUUUGAUAGGACACAGACUUCAGGAAACUGAGGGCAUGGUUGCAGUGUCCGGUAGCUUAUCUGUUCUGUUAGAUUCCAUUCUUUGUGCUAUGAGCCCUUUGGUAUGUCUCACUAGCCAAGUUCCUGAGCUAAAUGGCUGCUCAAAGCAAGUUUUGUCCAACACAUUGGAUAACAUCGCCUAUGUGAUGCCUGGCUUGUGACAACCGAAGCGUGAUACCUGCAGUGUUAGGAGCCACGUGUGUUUUAUAUAUGUACAUGCUGUAUUAUAUGUACAAUGUCUAAACUAUUUUAUAUCCCUUCAUAGUUUUAUUGUGAUUUUUAAAGGAAAUGGCAGUGUUUAGAGAGAACAGACUCGCUGAAUAUGUUUUGCAGUAAUCAUUUUAUUACAGUAUGGGUGGUUGGACUGCACAGCACUUUGCUUUUAAGAUUAAGCACAAAAACAUGCUCCCCUGCACUAUACGGUUGGUACAUGAUCUUGUUCUAGAUUGUAAGGCAAUGGUCAGCGAGUACAGUUCUGCUGCACUUCUCAUAUAAAGCAUGCAGUAUCUGCAAUAAAACAGCGCUGUGAGAACAAGAAAUUAAAAGGGAGUCUGUCACCUUUCAAGGGCAACUAAGUGCAGUACUAGAUGAAUAGUACUACUGCAGGUGACCCCAGAUGAUGCUCCCCUGUUUUACCAUUGUGCCACUGAAAAGCGCUGCUGGAAUACAUUGACAGAACUUCUGCGCUUGUGCUCGGAAAAUUCUCUCCAGUAUUAAUGUGAGCUCAGGAUUACGAGUUCUGGGACCUUUACUGACUGCUAGCUUGGGGAAUCCAUAUCUCAUUACUACGAGAACUGCUGUCACUUCAGUUUUUCUGUAACUCCCAUAGAGUAGUAAGGAACAGCAACAUGCAUGCUAAACCUCUACUACAAGCAAAUCGCUCUCUCAAUUGUAGGGAUGAAGGAGGGGCCCAGGGACUGAUAUCCCACUUUGUAGUGCACAGUGUGGAUCCCAAUGGUUAACAAC
Molecule: messenger RNA, 2626 nt
Organism: Bufo bufo (common toad)
Lineage: Eukaryota; Metazoa; Chordata; Amphibia; Anura; Bufonidae
Gene: HMGXB4
Product: HMG-box containing 4
Exons: 11
Coding region: 133-1821 (562 amino acids)
Source: RefSeq, a predicted model, not a curated record